AUUGUGAAGAUAGAAAUGGCAAGAUGAGAAACAGGAAAAUCUGGAAAAGAAGCAGGGAAAAUGAAUAAGUUCCGUUUUGGACAUUCCGUUCAGAAUGACAGUUUGUGCUGUUGAGACUAGUCAUAGAGAUGAUAAUUUAACCCAAGGGAGUUGUUGAAAUAACCAAGUGAAAGAGCUCAUGGAGAGAAGAGAAGGUCCAGGACGGAGUCUUUGAAAAUAACCAUAGUUAAAGGGUAAUUAUAAGUCAUGUCCCGGCAAAGGAGACUGAGGUGGAGUUGUGACACAGAGUUACAGCCUUCUAAACAAAUUAAUUAUGUACAACUAGAAAAAUUGUGUGAAAUCAAAGGACUUAAAGCUGGAAUAGGUGCUCAGAGCACUAAAGAAGCCCAUGAAACCUUCAUGAAACAUUAUAAAAAAAUAUUUCAAAAAGAAAAGAGAAUCUUACCCUACAUUCCAGCACCUUCAACAGGCAAAAUAUCACCCCUCAUCAGUUUUUCAUUUGCUUCCAUGGUUGAUGAACUUCACGAUAUUAGCCUUUAUAUGAGAAACAUUCAUGGAGAAACAGAUAUAGAGCUUGCACUGAAGUUCAAGGACAAAGUGGAAGAAUUCAUUGAAAUCUUGAAGAAAUUCCCUAUUCACAGGAAUGUUGCAGAACGCCACUUUAUAUAUAAGAUGAUGAAAACUAUUCCUGAUUUAACUUCCCAACUGACCCAUGAAGAUUUCAAGGCACUUAGUCGAACUAUCACUGUUGAAACCUGGCUGAAAGGCACCACGGUACUUGCUCAUGAAAGUUUUUAUGUCAUAUUGAAAGGCUCUGUCCGACCACGGUGCAAAAUAUACAAAAAAAUGAUUGAUGUAGUACCUACAAAUUUUUUCAGUGAUAUAACCACAGAACUAUCAUCUGAUGAUGAUUUUUUCCAGGACAAUCCAUUGACAGGAUAUCGUUCUCUUAUCAAUCCACACUACAUAAUAAUAUAA
Messenger RNA from Antechinus flavipes (yellow-footed antechinus), 978 nucleotides. Its product is annotated as cyclic nucleotide-binding domain-containing protein 1-like. The transcript has 7 exons. Bases 247 to 978 code for a protein of 243 amino acids. NCBI's taxonomy places the organism in Eukaryota, Metazoa, Chordata, Mammalia, Dasyuromorphia, Dasyuridae. The record is from RefSeq and is a predicted model, not a curated record.